CGUCGUUCGAAUAAAUGACACGCAAUAGCGAGGAACCAAUAAAAAACGACGCGCAAAUACAGGAGUUUUAUAAAUCAAGUGCAUAACAUACAAACGUUGUGGUGUAAUUUGACUCUUUCGUUUCCUAAAAUCGCAAAGUUCAGUAACAGUGCGGUGUGGCGCGUACGAUUGAUUGUUUUGAUGUCGCACGAAGGCAUGGGCAAGUCCACGGCGUGACUUCCAUGCCCUGCGUUCCUACGGAAGGGCGUGCGGAUUACGUUUACUAUGAAUGAUUUUAUCUUUAUCUCUUUCUAAACUCGUGUAUCUGUGAAUGACCGAGUGUAAUAGCGAGCGUACAAAAUUAUGGAUUGAAAACCGUUUGUUAUUGUAUUUCGGUUCACACCGCAUUGCUGCGGAAUUAUCGGCCGUUAUCUCGUUCGUGGAUCGACGGUGGUGGUUUUAGCGCUAUUAGCAUUUAGCAUAGAACGGGCGGUCAUAUGGCGCCGCCAGGACUGGCUCGUGUGCGGAUUAGUUUCGCAGUUGGUUGCGACGAGUUUACUAUUUACGCACUAUUGAAAAGAGAUAGUACAUAUUUUUAGUCGCGUCGACGGCAAGAAUACAGGCUAGUGACUUUCAUCACAGUGCGUAAACAACUUCAAGGUUAUCCGCCGUGUUUGUGCCAGGGCUGAUGCUGAUAUGGCGGCGAGCUCGGAGGGCGGCGCCGUAGUACGGCAGGGCCACCUCUACAAACUGAAGACCAUGAAGAAGAAAUACUUCGUAUUGCGCGCCGAAACCCCUGUGAGCUCCGCGCGGCUGGAGUACUACGAGUCGGAGAAGAAGUUCCGCUCAGGAGCCAACCCGCGACGCGUGCUGUCUCUCAAGAGCUGCUACAACAUAACCCGAAGGUUGGACUUGAAGCAGAAGCAUGUGAUAGCCUUGUUCACUAAGGAGGAACAACUGUGUAUAGUGGCUGAUAAUGAAGUUGAUUUACACUCCUGGCUCUCAGCUAUCCUCAAGCUGUUCCGAUCAGAUGACACCAGAGAUGAGCUGCUCCAUCCAAUACAACAUGUAUGGCAAGUAAACGUGCAGAAGAAAGGUCUCGGUGCCUCGAAGAACAUCCAGGGUCUGUACAACCUGUGCCUCACGGACAAAACGCUGGCCCUGGUCAAAAUCAAGAGCCAUAACAAUUUCAUCUGCGACCUUGGCAUACCGGAACGAGUAGAGUACUCCUUGAAGAAUAUAAGACGCUGCGGUGACUCGGAGUGCUUCUUCUACAUGGAGGUCGGGCGGCAGACGGUGACCGGCGCCGGAGAGCUCUGGAUGCACUCCGAGGACUCCAACAUCGCGCAGAGCAUGCACUCCACUAUUUUACUUGCAAUGAAAAACUGCGCAAAGGACAAUGAAAACGAAAGAGAUCACAUAGUUGUACCCGCCAAGUCUUCGCUGCUGGACAGCUCGAACCCCCUCCCCGCGCGCCGCCAGACCUACUCCGAUGGGAGGGGGCGCGCCGGCCUCUAUAAUGAGAAGAGCCUGUGUAUGGGGUCGUGUAUCAGGCAAUGCGUGUGCUCGGCUACGCGCUCCAUUGACGACUCGGCCGCGGCCGUCGCGCCUUUGACGCCCAGACACGCCGAAAACCAACCGCCGAAUAACACACUAACGAACGACAAAGCCGACAAGUUAGCGAGGGGGAAUACACACCAACGAUCGGAUUCCCUACCUAGCGGCUGUUCUUUAUUUCAAGAACCCUUAAAGAUUCAUCACGGGCGAACGUACUCAGCCCCUUUGACGGGGGACGAGUUAGAUAGAGCAAUUUUAGAGAAAACAGUGAUGCACUCGUCGUGUAAAGCCGUCAAUGGAAUGGAUUUGUCGUCGAAGAAAACGCCCUGGUGUCGACGCGCAAGCACUGGUACAAGGUUGUCGAAACUGUCGCCGGCGCAUACGAAGACAGAUUCGAGUACACUGCGCAAGCGUUGUGAAACUAUGCCAUCCAGGGUAACCUCCCUCGACACGGAGCGACCGCCCCUUCGGGACACCGAGCUUGAUGGUAUGGACUCAUCGCGCGACGACAUCGACUCUAUAACGGAGUGGUACCGCACGCCGCGGAUACCUGAGGAGCCCGACUGUUGCGACGGCAUGUCCAAGGACUUUAUGAGCUUACACUUUGUCAGCAUGACGACGCGCGGCGGCUCCACGGCGCCCUCGCGCGCGUCGUCGGGCGCGCUGGACGAGCCCGACGCGCUGGACGCGGGCGCGGCCGACGGCUACCUGCCCAUGGCGCCGGCGCACGAGCCCUUCGGCCUGGUGUCCUCCAGCGGCUCCGUGUGCAGCGGCACGCCCUCCACCGACCCGCGCUUCAGCGAGUACCAGCUGGAGCCCGCCAUGUCGCACAUCUCGGAGGAGCGGUCGACGCGCGCCUACAGCGUGGGCUCGCGGCCGGCCAGCGCGCGCACGGAGCCGGCGCGCCUGCGGGCCUACAGCGCGGGCGCGCGCCGCCGCCCCGCGCCCCCCGCGCCCCCCGCGCCCGCGCCCGCGCCGCGCGCCUCCGCCGACGACCUCAUGGAGCUGGACUUCUCGGCCAACUCGCCCGCGCCCAGGGGGAUCCUGGCGCGGACCCCGCCGGCAGCGGGCUUCCUGGAGGCCAAGCGGCCCAACGUGGACGAGUACGUGGACAUGUCCCCGCGCAACGCCAGCGCCGCCGGCUACGUGGAGAUGCGGCCCGGCGACCUGCCGCCGCCCGCCGCCGCGCCCGACGGCUACGUGGAGAUGACGUGCGGCCGCGCGCCCACGCGCCCCAUCGCCAUCGCCACGCCGCGCCAGCCGCCGCCGCAAGUUGCAAGUUCCCCCGACGAUAGAAGGAGAAGAAGAGAACCGAGAACGCAUCACGGCUCUCAAACCUUAUUUCACAUGUCCCCUUCGUCGCCACCGGAGAACGAUAUCACUCAUAUGGAGGACGACCAUCAUUAUUUAACAACUGUCCGAGAGAUAUCCGAAGAUGGCCGGAAAAGUCCGGAAAGCCGGGCGGAUUCCGGGGAAGUUUCGUCGUCGCCCCAAUAUGUGAAGCUGGCGAGGGGGCUCCCUAUUGGCAGUAAGUCUCCGGAACCGGAGGAACUGCCUAACAAUCCCACUGCCACGAAGACUAUUAUGAGGGCAGAGGAUGUUAGAGAGGCGGUGGCGGGCGGCCUGCACUACGCGGCGCUGGACCUGGAGCCGCGCCGCGCGCCCGCCGCGCCCGCGCACCGCAUGUACACGCAGAUAGACUUCACCCGCAGCGAGAAGUUCGCGCCCGACGCCACCUAGCCGCCGAGACAGGUGGGCUGCGACUCCGAGCUUGCCUUGCUAUACUCCAAAAUAAUUAAUAAUACAAAGAAUUACAUUAAGAGAUAUCACCCACACGGCUCCACUCCGCUCCGCACUCGCCGAGCUCCGGAGCGCACCUCCACGGUAACCUUGGAUUAACGACGCUACUCACUAAAUUAUUAAAACCUCACGGCGGAAUUGACUGUACACCUGGAUUGCGACGCUCCUUUUCACGUCCGCCGCAUUGCAUGGAACAGUACGUAAAUACGUGAUAUUAACGCACUAUUUGCCAUUAAGAUGUUUGAGAAUUUAUUUAUUCAUUUAUUCAGUGUCAAUUCUAUUACAAUGUCAUAAAUACAUUAACAAAAACCGAAGUCAAUCUAAUGU
Pararge aegeria (speckled wood butterfly) is the source of this 3663-nucleotide messenger RNA. RefSeq names its product insulin receptor substrate 1 (gene chico). Gene Ontology annotation, molecular function: insulin receptor binding; phosphatidylinositol 3-kinase binding. NCBI's taxonomy places the organism in Eukaryota, Metazoa, Arthropoda, Insecta, Lepidoptera, Nymphalidae. Gene Ontology annotation, biological process: insulin receptor signaling pathway. The record is from RefSeq and is a predicted model, not a curated record. The transcript has 14 exons. Gene Ontology annotation, cellular component: cytosol; plasma membrane. Bases 676 to 3276 code for a protein of 866 amino acids.